AUGCCUUCACGGAAUGGCCCCCCUCGUCAUAUUUACGAAGUACUACGUCCUAUGUUGAUAUUUUCGAAAAUAUUCGGAUUUACAGCAUUUCAUAUUGAGGGCGAACCCCCGCACGUACAGGUUAAAGUGACUGGAAUUGAUUCCGCUGCUUUGUUGUUGAAUUUUAUCGCAAAUAGCUUUUGCGUGUAUUUGAAUGCAGCAAAAUAUGAUGGUCUGUUGCGUACAUCUAGCUCGGUAGUUAUGGAUACGGGACUGGGUUUUUUGUUUUCUUUUGGAGCAUUUGUCAUGAUUAUGCUAGCCAUCGAUAACUUUUUGCGUCGUAGCUAUACGUGUGAUAUAAUUGCAAAAUUGUUUGAUGUAGACCGUUCGUUACGAAGAAAAAACGGUCAGAUGGACCAUUUAAGUGUCGAGUUUCGAUUGUUAUCACGUAUUUUGAUCAUUAUGUUUGGGUUCCUCGGAUUGGGAGUCGUAUUCUCGAUUGCUAUGGCAUUUGUUUCAAACUUUUCCGUGCGUCUUCAUGCAAUUAAUGCAUUUUCUUAUGCUCUCACGGGAUUACAAUUCCUGAUAGUAAACUUUCAUUUUGUGUCCACCGCCCAGUUGAUUACACAUCGUUUAAUAGCGAUCGAGCGUUGUUUUCGAGCACAUCUGACAGCGGAAUCAUGGUGGAUAGUGCAAAAAGAUCGAUGGAACCGAAAUAAAACAAGCAAUAUUGAUGUGAUUUCUGAGCUUGCAGAUGAUUUUGCUGCACUUGUGCGUAUAGUAGAACUGGUGAAUCGAGUCUUUUCCAAUCAAAUCAUAGUGCUAAUAUCCGGUGUUGGUAUGUUUAGUAUUUUUGUGAUUUACGCUUGUUCAUACAGUUAUUAUUUUGGAAAAACGGAGGAACUUCAUUUGGCUGCAAUUUUACUGAUGGCUUGGUUGUUUUAUAUCGUAAUGGUGGGGCUUAUUUUUUCUUCUGGGGUGAGUGUAACAAAUGCAGCUAGUGGUUUCAAUUGUAUUCUGAAUGAAGCAAUACAAAGUGUGAAUGACGAAGCCACGAAAAAAAAAAUGAUUCAUUUUUCCCACCAAAGCCUUCACCGUGAACCGAAGUUGCAUAGUAUUUUCUGUAAUUUCACAUGGCAAUCUAUGUUUAAUAUGAUUGGGAUUGCUAUGACGUAUCUUGUGAUACUCAUGCAAUUUGAUGUAAUAUCUGAUUAA
Molecule: messenger RNA, 1194 nt
Organism: Anopheles nili
Lineage: Eukaryota; Metazoa; Arthropoda; Insecta; Diptera; Culicidae
Exons: 2
Coding region: 1-1194 (397 amino acids)
Biological process (GO): sensory perception of taste
Cellular component (GO): axon; dendrite; neuronal cell body
Source: RefSeq, a predicted model, not a curated record